AUGGCCCAGGUGGUUUGCACCGGAUUGUGGAAAAUUUGGCAAGCUAGAAACAACCUGGUCUUCAAGAGUGAGAUGCCAAAUCCACAAGUCAUGGCGCAUUCGAUUGUGGAUUCUGUGAAGGAAUGGAGCGAUAUUAGGAAAACCAGGCAGUGUAGAGCAUCUGAUCUGGCAAAUGUAAUGGUCCCAAACUGUUCUUGGUUUAUUCAGUCUGAUGCAGGUUGCUUUGAAAGUGGUAUCGUGUCGCUUGGCUGUGUGAUUAAAUCGACCGACGAUAAAAUUCUUGCAGCCUCCUACCAGAGAAUCUCCAGGUAUACUGAUGCAGCUACUGCUGAAUUGAUGGGAAUUAUGUGGGCUAUGCAGCUUGCCUUGGAGCAUAAGCUUGAUAAUAUUGUUUUUCAAUCGGAUGCCCUGAUCGUGGUGGAUUGUAUCAAUGGUGUUUCUUUUUCUGCGACUCUUGAUUUGCUUGUAAAUGAUUGCCGACAACUGUUAAAUUGUUUUUAA
Messenger RNA from Vicia villosa (hairy vetch), 501 nucleotides. RefSeq lists its product as uncharacterized. Lineage: Eukaryota; Viridiplantae; Streptophyta; Magnoliopsida; Fabales; Fabaceae. The transcript has a single exon. The coding region runs from base 1 to 501 and encodes 166 amino acids. The record is from RefSeq and is a predicted model, not a curated record. Gene Ontology annotation, molecular function: RNA-DNA hybrid ribonuclease activity; nucleic acid binding.